UCUCUGCUGUGAGGAGAGAGGACCGAGGUAGGAGGAGCUGCUGCCGCUCACACAAAGCCACAGAAGAUUCUCCAGCAACCUCCCUGUCUUCAGGAGGAGCCCAGACAAUACCCUGCCUGCAACUUACCUGCAGCAUCCCCUCCGCCUGCACAGUGACAAUGCUGGACACGCUGAGCUGCCAAUAUGAUUCCUUCCUGUUCUGGAAGCUUCCUAUCCCAGAACUGGAUCUCUCCGAACUGGAGUGCAUUGGCUUAGAGAAAACCACCAAGAUGUCCAAAGGUGGAUCCAAAGAGGAAGAUGUCCUGCUGGAGUACACUGCGUUCAACUACUGGCGAGAACCCAUUGCCAGCAUUGAAGCCUUGGACUUCGACCUGAUUUAAAAAAAAUAAGAAAAAUCUAAAGGAAAAAAAAUCAAGGCCUUGCUGUAAUCUACCUGCCUUUCAACCACAGAUCGCUCACAAAGCUUAGAUAAUUUAUUAUUUAUUAAUGUAUUUAUUUCACGACCCUGGUGGUUUCUCUUGAAUGUGUUUUACUUCUUGGUAUCUGUUUAGUUUUUACAUUUAAAGCACUUACUGGUAAAGUUUGAGUUUUCCCUCACAAUGUCAUAAUGGUUGAUGAAAACCGAAACUAAAGCCGAUUCCAUCCCCUUAGGUCAAUUUAACCGAAACAACCAAAGGCAAUCGGCCUGCUCUCCAUGAUGUAGUUGUUGGCUCUGAAGCAGAUCUGAAUCGAAUACUUUAUAGCCUUUAAGUUAACCGCAUGGAAAAUUCCCAAAACUUCUGUUGGUUUGUAGAAUGCGACCACCAAUAAUGGGUAUAAGUAUAUCAGUUGUACAGACCCUGAGAUUUUUGGUUGGUCGGUGAGUCAUGAGACGUUAGGUCUGAGCUCUAGCCAUGAAAAAUAAUCUUAAGUACUUGGGCAAUUUUACAAGUAGGUAUAAUCGACGAGCAAUUGUCACGUGACUUUUUAGUAAAAAGAAAAAAAAUUAUGGUAUUUUCUUAUACAAUGAGACGUUGACUGAUUUGCCAAUCUUAAGGUAUGUUCCAACAGAGGAUUUUUGGGAGUGGGUUUCAGUGCGGAUUCAGUGCCAAAAACCAGUCCGAAUCUAUGCUGAAGCUACUUUAAUUUUUUUUCCAUGGCAGGGUAUUUGCCACACGGUUUUUAAGACCAUGCCAAGAAUGGACCUGUCUGUUAACAAGUGGACUCCUUGCAAAGUGGCUGCUGAAUCCUGUUGAUGGUCUAGCUGCAUUCAAUGGAGCUAAACCUAGAGCCGGUCUGCACGAAAACCCAUAGCAGAAACUGCAGUGGUUUCCGCAGUGUGUACAUCCACACCUUCGGAAAUUAAGAUUUCGGCAUACAUUACAGAAGGAAAUAAUCAAAAAAAUUUGUCCACAGUGUAGAUAAAAAUCCUCAGUCAGUCUGGUAUUUGUGCCACCUAUUCUCUUGCAAAUACACAGUGGAUUUGUCAUACUUAAAUUGUUGAUGUGUGAACAUAUCCAUAAGCAUAGAGCUAAAACAUUUUGAAGAUCCAAAUCUGAAGAAAAGACUGCAUUGAUCUGCCAUCCUAGGGUGCGUAAUCGACAGUCAUCCUUGUAGAUAACUUUCCUGGUGGGCGUUUUCGACUUGCUUCCUUAGGUAAAAGCUCAUUAUUUUGGAGAGACAAUCUUCUUGGCGGUCUGCCCAAUUGCAUUAACCUAUAUCUCAGAAUCCAUGGUCUGCCCCUGGGGAGCGGCAGCCAUCUUCCUCAUUCAAAGGAUGGAAGUUGUGGUGGCACAUAUCAGUACCCUCUUCUAGCCCUUCUGUCCUGUACUGAGUGACCACCAGAUCCUCACAGGAAUGUGGAGAUCAGGAGCUUCCAUUCUGUGACUGGGGUUUUCCUUUAAAUACAUCUUAUUGCAUACAUUUAUGACAAUUUUCAGAUCUCCGACAGUGACAAUAACAAAAAAAUCACCUCACGUCUGGCUAUCAUAAGGACACAUAGUCUUCUGAGGAUAAAUGGAGACCACAGCGACCGGUCGGGUCACUGCUUGUCAUCGGUCGCUAGGCUGCUGGUUUUUUACACCAGAUAUUCAGAUUUUUUUCUGUAUACAUUAGGUAUAUAUAUUUUAAUUGCUUACUUAUUCUGAGGUUACAAACCUGAAGCCUCUCUACCCUGUGACCCUUAGGACAAUAAUUCCCGACAGAGGUUGGUCAAUUUAGCAAUCGAGGACCGAAUAUGAAUCCCAUCUUCACAUAAUUAUGAUGCAUGUAGGCGCUGCCAAAGGAGCAACAUCUUCUUUUGCCAGAAACAUGCCUGUGUUUAAAGUUGCCUCUACCUUGUGUAAGAUGAUUCUGGCAGAAGACGAUUGCUCUUAUUUAUUGUGCCUGUCCGGUCUUGAAACGCGUUGACAAAGGAAUAUCUUCUCCAUUAACCUGCACCAGGUUAUCGUUUUCUUUAUGAUCAAGUUUCCCACGAUGACCUGCUACCACAGCGUGGCGGCAGAGAACUUGGGCUGCAGUCUGGAGCACCCGCUCACAACGAGGACUUUGAGCGCCCCGCUGAUUCCACAGCUCAUAAAGGAGAACUUUCCAUCUAUCUAUUACACUGUAGCCCGACGGUACUCCACAUGAGGCGGUGUUCUUCACAUAAUUACUAUUACUAAUCCACUUAGUACUUAGCUAUGGAUGGUGGUUUGGAUCCUCACAAUAGUUCAGUGAUGUGGCUGAAUGAUCAGACCUCAGGCAGGAAGUGUUAUCAUAGGGUCACAGGAACAGAGGAGCUGAAUAUCUCUGAAGUAAUGUGAAUGUCAUAAGCCAGGUCCACGAAAGAUUUCACAGCGUUACUCAUGUGACAACAUAUCAAGACCUGCACUCUACCAAAUAAAAUAAUUCAGUUGUGACUUGCA
Bufo gargarizans (Asiatic toad) is the source of this 2885-nucleotide messenger RNA. It is a transcript of the gene MLLT11, whose product is annotated as MLLT11 transcription factor 7 cofactor. Gene Ontology annotation, biological process: positive regulation of DNA-templated transcription; apoptotic signaling pathway; positive regulation of release of cytochrome c from mitochondria. The transcript is spliced from 2 exons. The record is from RefSeq and is a predicted model, not a curated record. Lineage: Eukaryota; Metazoa; Chordata; Amphibia; Anura; Bufonidae. Bases 159 to 380 code for a protein of 73 amino acids. Gene Ontology annotation, cellular component: nucleoplasm; cytosol.